Molecule: messenger RNA, 749 nt
Organism: Sardina pilchardus (European sardine)
Lineage: Eukaryota; Metazoa; Chordata; Actinopteri; Clupeiformes; Clupeidae
Gene: sf3b6
Product: splicing factor 3b, subunit 6
Exons: 4
Coding region: 130-507 (125 amino acids)
Cellular component (GO): nucleus; cytoplasm
Molecular function (GO): mRNA binding
Source: RefSeq, a predicted model, not a curated record
GGAUGUCAGUCAUCAUACAGCGCCAGUGUCUGUGUUGCGCAGAUUCUGUAACGCUAGCUGUUUUUUUGUGAUUGUACAGGAUUUGUGUUCUUUUCUUCGUUGAGUUUGACUUCGAAAUAAGAUCCAACCAUGGCUAUGCAAGCAGCGAAACGUGCGAAUAUUCGGUUACCCCCAGAAGUAAACAGAAUAUUGUACAUUCGUAAUCUACCAUACAAGAUCACAGCUGAGGAAAUGUACGACAUUUUUGGAAAAUAUGGACCUAUCCGUCAAAUCCGAGUGGGGAAUACACCAGAGUCACGAGGAACGGCCUAUGUUGUGUAUGAGGACAUCUUUGAUGCGAAGAAUGCUUGUGACCACUUGUCUGGAUUUAACGUCUGCAACAGAUACCUGGUAGUAUUGUACUACAACGCAAACAGGGCCUUCCAGAAAAUGGACACAAAGAAGAAAGAGGAACAGCUAAAACUUCUCAAGGAGAAAUAUGGAAUAAACACAGACCCACCAAAGUAGACAACCAUAUUGACCAGUGCACCCUUUUAUGACUACCUUUUUGGCUACUCAUUCAUUUUGUACCGAUUAUGUGAUUUUAGGUUUGAAUUACGCAUAUAAGAUUGCAUCGGAUUUUGUAUAUAACAAAGUGUUUUUCGUUGGUACAGAGGUUUAAAAAUGUUGAAAAUUACACAAUUGUUAGGCUACUGUCAAUGAUUUUCUGUAUGCUUAUUUUCUCAAUUAAAAAGAACAUGUCUUUCCCA